Messenger RNA from Saprolegnia parasitica CBS 223.65, 654 nucleotides. RefSeq lists its product as hypothetical. Lineage: Eukaryota; Oomycota; Saprolegniomycetes; Saprolegniales; Saprolegniaceae. The record is from RefSeq and is a predicted model, not a curated record. The transcript has 3 exons. The coding region runs from base 1 to 654 and encodes 217 amino acids.
AUGGCCUCGAACAAGUGGACGAAGAAGGAGCUUGACCUUCUCAAGUCCGUCCAACCGAGCCUCACGACGUGGAAGGCGGCGGCUGCCGCUUUUCCUGGCCAUGGCCCCGAAGAUUGCCGCCAAAAAUGGCUCUCGGAGUAUAGCAUUCCGUCCAAGAACAGGGGCCUGUGGUCGGCAGACGAAGACGACCGGCUCCGUUAUGCCAUGCGCGAGACGACCAAGUGGCUCAAGGUGGCUGAAAUCGUCAAGACCCGCUGUUACCGCCAGUGUCAGAGCCGCUGGGCUCGCUUGGGCAAGGAAGACGGCAAACCCAGCGCCACGGCGCCGGCGACGACCGAGCUGCCCAUGGACCUUUUCGACUUUGAGGACUGCGACCUUUCGACCAUGCUGCACAUGACGCCGUCGACGGAGGCAGAAAACGUGGAGCAGCACUGGAACAACUGGAUGCAACUGCCGGUGUCCGACUGUUCCGAUACCUUGGCGCUGGACUUUGCGAUGGACCGAGCCAUGGUGCUUGCGCCGGUCACGAUGGAGCUGGCGCAACUUUGGCCGCUUUCGCCCGAGUUUGUGGAGUUCCAAGCGCCACCGAGCUCUGCGGACAUUGCCACGAACGUUGCCUUUUGGCCCGACAUGGGCGUCUCGGUCCAAGUCUGA